CAUAAUUAAAAAUUAAUUUUUUAAUUGCUAUUUGUCCCCGCAACCAAAUCUCCCUUCACAAACAGAAACAGCAACAUUCUCCGUCAUGCAACCAACAACAAGCCAAGCCGAUACCAAAGCCGAAGCCGAUCGUCUUCUCCGAAUGGCCGAGAACCUUCUAGAAGAAAAAGAUCUAAACGCAGCUCGUGAUUUCGCGCUCUUAGCUCAGGAAACGGAGCCGUUAAUCAACGGCUCCGAUCAAAUCAUCGCCAUCACCGACGUCUUAAUCGCCGCCGAUAAACACAUCAACCAUAACUGGUACUCCAUCCUCCAGAUCGACAUCAACCGUACGGACGAUUCAGAACUUAUCAAACAACAAUACCGCCGUUUAGCUCUCCUCCUUCAUCCAGAUAAUAACAAAUUUUCCUUAUCGGAAUCUGCCUUCAAACUCGUCGGUGACGCCUGGUCCGUUUUAUCAAAUCCGGUGAAGAAAACGUCGUACGAUAAUGAAUUGUUUGCGUUUUCGAAUGCAGAUCUGGACGACGUGAAGAAUUUUGAGGAGAAGAUGCCGGUCGUCGGCAAAAUGUCGUCGGUUUUAUCAGAUUCGGAGAUGAAAACGGCGCAUGAUAAGGAAUUGUUAGCUUUUUUGAACGUAGAUCUGGACGCCAUGAAGAAUCGGAGAGAAAAAGAGGUUCAAAAUCACCGGGAGAAUAUACCGGUCGCCGGUGACGCGUAUAUUUUAUCAGAUCCGGUGAGUAAAACGGCGUACGAUAAGGAAUUGUUCGAGGUUUUGAUCGAUUUGGACGCCGUGACGGAUCAGAGCGAUGAGAGGAAGAAGGAGGUUCAAAAUCACCGGGAGAAGAUGCCGGUAAGGCGAAACUUCGGUAACGGAGCGUCGGAGAAUAUAUGGACGCCGUGUCCGUACUGUUAUUAUCUAUACGAGUAUCCUAGGGUUUUAGAAGGAUAUUGUUUGAGGUGUCAGAAUUGUGAUCGGGCGUUUCAGGUUGUUGAGAUUCCGACGGAAGCUUUGCCGCCGAUGGUGCCGGGAACGGAAGCUUACCGCUUCUCGUGGCCGUAUUUUCCUAUCGGAUUUACAAUCGCCGGUGCUACGGAUCGGAUGCCGCAGGAGACAUCGUCGCCGUUGGGCGGUUCAUUGCCAAACUGCGUAACGUCGGAAUCACCGUCGUCACUGCAGUCGCCGGGAAAAACAGCCCCGAUAUCUAGAAAAAGAGGUAGGCCGGCGAAGAGUCCGGCUUCCUAAACAACAACAAUACGAGUAAAUUCCAUAAAUAGCAAAACUAUCAGGAGAUUUUACACAGCAUCAUGAAGUUUCACUCACAAUUUUGAUCA
This is a messenger RNA of Helianthus annuus (common sunflower), 1329 nucleotides long. RefSeq lists its product as uncharacterized. Lineage: Eukaryota; Viridiplantae; Streptophyta; Magnoliopsida; Asterales; Asteraceae. The transcript has a single exon. The record is from RefSeq and is a predicted model, not a curated record. Bases 86 to 1240 code for a protein of 384 amino acids.